AUGUCCAAGUUUUUGACGGUCAAAUGCAUGAACCCGCAUCUCUCGGAGGCGGCGGCAGUUCAUAGAGAUUACAUUUACCGACCCCAGUCACCGGCCAGGCGGCCGCACACCCACAGCUCAAAUCUCAAUGCUCGCGAGAGAUACACAGAGAGCAAAGCCCUUACGGCGUCUGCAACGACCCCAGCCAACGAGCUGGAGCAAAGUGCAAGCAUGGAGGCCACAGGAGUGAGCAAGACCUUCAUAAAGAACCUAGUACGAGAGGUUCUUGAUGAGAUGGGAAUUAACAGUUUCAUUGAAACACAGGAGACACGGCACUUGGAGACUCAGCGGCAGUUUCGCCAGCUCACACAGACCCUAGCAAAGGUGCGGGACGUUCUGGAAGCGAACAGCGAUGACAUCUUAAACCUUCAGGAACAGAUAGAUGACACACGACACACCUUAGAGGCGUUUAGGGACGAGGCCAAAAGUACAAUGGAGUCUCUUGCAUGUGAUUCUAAUGACAGAAAAGCUGGUGGCGACGCCUCGUGUCUCCUCGCGAUCCAGAAGGAACUUGCAGACAUUCGAUUUGAACUUAGUACAAUAAAGACGGUGUCGAAGUUCUUCUAA
Molecule: messenger RNA, 606 nt
Organism: Giardia duodenalis
Lineage: Eukaryota; Fornicata; Diplomonadida; Hexamitidae
Exons: 1
Coding region: 1-606 (201 amino acids)
Source: RefSeq, a predicted model, not a curated record